AGCCAAGCUUUGGCCUUAACACGUGUUGCCAAUGCUGCUGCAGCAGCUGCUGCCGCCAAUGCCAGCAAACAGGUCAGCAACAGCGAGUCAGCUUUGCAUGGCGAUGUUGUGGUUAAGACAGAGCAUUCUUUGUCGCCACCACCACCUUUGCCACCUCCAGCACAACAACAGCAACCCAUCUCAUCAUUGGUUUCAUCACUGGGUCAUCACAAUAGCCGGCAAUCACCCACAAAUGCCAAUGCACAAAAUUCGAUUUCAACCACAGGAGGUGGAGGAGGAGGCGGAUCAGUAGAAGACACAAACACUGAGGCUAAUCGUUUGCAGCAGCAGCAACAACAAAGAAGAUCCUCAUUACAGGGUGUCCAAGACAAACUGCAACAAUUACAGCAAUUGCAACAUCAGCAGCAACAACAACAAAAUGAUUUGCAACGCAGCCCACAUUAUUCGGCGGGUAAUUUAUCCAAUCACAAUACCACACCAUCCCCUACAUUACACCGGGAGAUGUCAUCAACACCCUUGGGUCAACCCAAUUCAACUACUAGUCAAAAUAGUUCGACACCAAAGCCAAAUGAACGUGAUCAUCACAAUCUAACGCCUCAUAAUACCUCAGCCCAGCAGCAGCAACAACAACGUUCCGAUAGCCAUCAUCAUGGCCAGCGUGUUAUGGGCAGUAUUACAUGUCUGCCACCGUCAGCUUUAAAUGCCGUUGCAGCAGCCGCUGCUGCCCAACACCAUCACCAACAACAACAGCAUCAUCAUCAGAGUGCAGAGAAAGUUCUUAGUUCCACUGCUGGUCCCAUGGAACAGCGCAAAGAUUUCGAUAUAACCAAAGUCAAUU
This is a messenger RNA of Musca vetustissima, 838 nucleotides long. Its product is annotated as alpha-protein kinase 1-like. The transcript has a single exon. Lineage: Eukaryota; Metazoa; Arthropoda; Insecta; Diptera; Muscidae. The record is from RefSeq and is a predicted model, not a curated record. The annotation marks the transcript as partial.